This is a messenger RNA of Vanessa atalanta (red admiral), 1126 nucleotides long. Its product is annotated as inositol oxygenase-like. The transcript is spliced from 7 exons. Gene Ontology annotation, biological process: inositol catabolic process. Lineage: Eukaryota; Metazoa; Arthropoda; Insecta; Lepidoptera; Nymphalidae. The record is from RefSeq and is a predicted model, not a curated record. Gene Ontology annotation, molecular function: iron ion binding; inositol oxygenase activity. The coding region runs from base 90 to 968 and encodes 292 amino acids. Gene Ontology annotation, cellular component: cytoplasm.
UAGCCGUGUGGCGCCUAUAUAAGAAUUGAGAUGACAGCUACAAUUUAUUGAUAAAUAUUGUUUAGUUGGGACUGCAACGGAAAUCCAAGAUGGCUGCUAAAGUUAAGACUCCGGUGUCUAUGAUAGACCCCUCGCAACUUCUGCGUCCGGAACCAAGUUUCAAUGACAAGCCGCUCGAAGCAUUCCGUGACUACAGCAUCGAUGACAACGAUCCCAUCAAAGAGCGCGUGCGCAGGACAUACUAUACCAUGCACACUAACGUAACGGUGGACCUUGUUAAAGAAAAACGUGAAAAAUGGCUCAAAUUCAAUCACUUCAAAUCAACGAUAAAGGAUGCUCUUAUCAAGUUGAACGAGCUGGUGGACGAAUCUGACCCUGACACCGAUUUGCCCAACAUAGUACACGCCUUCCAAACCGCCGAGAGGAUCAGACAGGACCACCCUGAUGAUGACUGGUUUCAUCUCACGGGACUCAUACACGAUUUGGGCAAGGUGAUGGCCUUUUACGGCGAGCCUCAAUGGUGCGUGGUGGGUGACACUUUCCCCGUCGGAUGCAAGUGGGCUGACUCCAUCGUCUACGGCCAUGAGAGUUUCAAAGACAACCCUGAUACCUACAAUCCAAAAUAUAAUACAAAGUACGGUAUGUACGAGCCUCAUUGCGGACUGGACAAUCUUCUAAUAUCCUGGAGCCACGAUGAGUACCUGUACCAGUUCCUGCUGCACAACAAGUCGAAGCUACCGGAGAAGGCGCUUUACAUGAUCAGGUACCACUCCCUGUACCCGUGGCACGCAGGUGGCGAUUACCGCCACCUCACCAACGAAAAGGAUGAACAAAUAUUAAAAUGGGUGCUAGAAUUCAAUAAAUAUGACCUCUACACUAAAAGCGAAAAGAUGCCCGACAUCGAAGCUCUGUGGCCAUACUACGAAAGUCUCAUCGAGAAAUAUAUUCCAGGCGUUUGCGAGUGGUGAUUUUAAUCCUGAUAAAUUUAGAAACCGUGUAUUAUUUACAAGUAUUAUAGUAGUUAUGAUUAUUUAACUUGAACGUAUUAUUUUUAUAACGUCAACUAUACUAUGUUUAAAGGUUGUUUUUUAUAGUACAAAAUGAAUAUAAUUCGCAUUAAGUAAAA